Ixodes scapularis (black-legged tick) is the source of this 2006-nucleotide messenger RNA. RefSeq names its product inosine-uridine preferring nucleoside hydrolase. The record is from RefSeq and is a predicted model, not a curated record. Bases 153 to 1103 code for a protein of 316 amino acids. Gene Ontology annotation, molecular function: hydrolase activity, hydrolyzing N-glycosyl compounds. NCBI's taxonomy places the organism in Eukaryota, Metazoa, Arthropoda, Arachnida, Ixodida, Ixodidae. The transcript is spliced from 5 exons.
GCAAUCUCCAGCGGGAACGUCUUUUCAGCGAAGCUGUGUUGGAGGCUCUGUGCAAACCGUACACGUGGAGAGCGAGCGUUCGGCUUGAAAAUAGAGCACCUCGUCUCAAACCUAUAGAAUUCAGCUACAUCAAAAAAGCCCUCGUUGCAGCUAUGCGCGUGAUCCAAGACCGGCACCUCAUUCUCGACGUGGACUGCGGCGUGGACGACGCCCUGGCGAUCAUGCUGGCGCUGAGCCUGCACUCGACCGUCGAGGCCGUCACAUGCGUCGCGGGAAACACCACCCUCAGCAACGUAUACAGCAACGUGCGUCGGGUUCUGCGUGUCUGCGGCAUGGACAAGAUCCCCGUGUACCGUGGCUGUGAGCGGCCGCUGACCGAGCCCCUGGACCUGGCCACGGAGUACCAUGGCCACGACGGCCUGGGCGAAGUGGCCCUCGACUAUCCGGCGGGGCCCGAUGGAGAAACCUCCCCGCACGCCUCCCAGGUUCUGGUUCAGAUGGCGAAGGAGGCUCCCGGCAAGUUUACGCUCCUGCUGCUGGGCCCGCACACCAACGCCGCCCUGGCCCUGCUCCUGGACCCGCAAUUCGGCAAGAACCUCAGGGAAAUCUUCAUCAUGGGAGGGAACAUCAAAGGAAGGGGCAAUGUGCUGCCGGGCUCCGAGUUCAACUUCAAGACCGACCCUGAGGCGGUCCACGUGGUGCUCACGAGGGCCGAAUGUCCCAUCACCAUCGUGCCCUGGGAGGCUGCGGUGAAGUCACCAAUACCCUGGCACGUGUACCAGACGAUGACGAAGCAAGACACGGUUAAGGGACGCUUCUUCGCGGCCAUAACACGGCACAACCUGCGCUACUACGAGAAGGUGGAGUUAGGCGGCUACGAAGUGGGCGACGCCCUCGCUGUGGUGGCUGCCCUGGCGCCGGACGCCGUGGUACACGAGUACGAGCGUCGUGUGGCCGUCGAACUAUCGGGGCUGCACACCCGCGGUCAGCUGGUGCAGGCCUGGACGGAAGACAUGCUGCCCGAAGUGCACUCCAAGGUCCGCAUCGUGGCCCGCUUCGACAAGGAGCUGCUGUCCGAACUGUUAAUCCGAAUGCUCAUCUGACUUUCUGGCUGUUGUCCGAGGCCGUAUGCCGAAAAAACCAAUGAACUGGCGGCAAAUGUAGACCGUAUUAACUGAACAGUUUUUACCACAGGUUAGACCAUAACAAUGCUACUGGCAAUAGUGUAGGAAUGACACUAAAUGUAGAAAGGAUUACGGAGUUGGUCUUUGUUUUCCACACAUACUAAGAAACGUUCAGACUUAAGGCAGCGAUUUCACGCGUGCCAUCGUGAACAGGGCACUGCUUCUACCGACAGGGCGGAGAUACACUUUCGCUUGCGAGCAAAAAGUCUAGUUCAGGCAAGCAAGCAAGUUCAAGCUAGUUCAUUUGUGAGCCAAUCUAGUUCAAUGUUGAUACGCCACGUGGCGUGAAAUUUUAAAACUAGAUUGAAAUAUUCCAGAAAGUUGUUCAUUCCUAGUCAAUGCUUGGCAUACGUUAUUUGCAAGUCACACAUCUUACAGUUUAGAAAAAGUGGCUAUUCGAAUUCAUUUUUUUUUAAAGUAGGUGAUUAGCGACCGAAUGGGGAUUAUUCCUUUUGAUCGUUUUACUCAAAACAUACUUUGCCACGCUAACUUACCGGAAAGAACUAGCAAGUAUUUAGAAGUGAAACGCAACGUUGGAAUAAAAACAACGCACAGGAGCAUAACAACGUUUUAAGUUUUAUGUGCAAGGCGUAUAAUUUUUAAACAAGCCUAAGAACUCAUAGGCAGGACUAACACUGCAAACAAAUUAAUAUUUGCAUAAAUCUGACACUUGCGUCGUAAUCCACUUUUUUUUUUCUUCUCCUGUGUGUGCUAUAUAGGCUGCACAACAUCUCCGUAAGAGCACUGAGAAGCUCUCCUCCGUUCAUCCCUAGUGUAAAUAAGUGAACAAACAAUAAAAAAUAUCGCGGGAUCGUUGGUGCA